UAUUUAUACAGUGUAAUGGGUGCAUAUUUUUCAUUACAGGAUCUAAAACAUAGCAUUAUAGAUGAUGCUUUAUCCGUUAUUGUCAGCCAUGUCAUCAUUCCGUGUUCUGGUUGGGAUGGUGGAGAGGUGGAAAGGGAUCCUAAUGUGGAUGUAUGGUGGUCUACUGUAUUUAAAAAUGCAUCUGGUGUGUUAAGGAAUGUAAGUUCCGCUGGAGAGUAUGCGAGAACAAAACUGCGUCAGUGUCCAGGACUGGUUGAUUCUCUUCUCACUGUGAUCAAGUCUGCCAUUGCGGGGGCUUCCCAUGAUAACAAGAGUGUAGAAAACUGUGUUUGUAUAUUACGUAACCUUUCAUAUCGAUGCCAGGAAGUAGAGGAUCCAAAUUAUGAUAAAAAUCACCCUCCUACGCAGUCCAGGGCAACAGCUACAGCGAAGGUGCAAGCUGGAAUGGCUGUUGAAUCUUGAUAGGAAGGUAGUUAACUGGAGGAGAAAGUGGGAGAGAGAGGUGGUAACCCCUCACUUGCCUCCUUCUGUACUUCAGUCUUUCUGUUGUCUCUUUCUUGUACGCUCAUUUGAUUUUUGGGUGAGUAGCCUGCUACCAUUAUUCACUGUUACUCACUCCUUUGCUUGGUGCCUUGGGCUAUAUUUUGCUGUGUCCUGUUGAUGCGUUUUUCUUGAAUAGAAAAAAAAAACUUGACCAGUGUAGAAGGGGGGGUGGUGCAGCCAUUGUGGUCACUUCAUGUCUCCCAUAUCAGUUGACCCACAUAUCUUUUGCUCUAACUGUAAGGGUACAGAAUGUACUUGUUCCCUACCCUGUGACAAUGUGCUUGUUGGACCUCACCUCAGUGGGAGAAUUAUGUUAAGAAGAGGAAGGAAGCCAGGAAGAUUUUGUUGGGUUCCUCGGGAUUAACACUGCUGUGGUGACAAUGCUGAAUCUUUAUGGUUCCUUCUUUCCACUUGCUGCCAUUCUUCUUCCUGGUCCACCACUUGAUGCCUUCCUGGACUUCGUAACAUGAAGGAAUGAUCAGUCAGCCACCAAUGUCUGUUGCUACUUCUGCAGUUCCUAUGACUACUUCGUCUGCUACAGAUGAUUCUCCAGUGGCUGUGGUGAUGCUGUAGCAGAGCAAGCAGAUGUUGCGACUUCUCCCCCUUCAACCUUGUCCACCCCUUUGGAGUGCAAGUGACUUAAUAAGUCUGGUAACUUGGAGAUCCCCAGACUCUUCCUCAGUUUAGG
Messenger RNA from Macrobrachium nipponense, 1231 nucleotides. RefSeq names its product catenin delta-2-like. The transcript is spliced from 3 exons. The record is from RefSeq and is a predicted model, not a curated record. Gene Ontology annotation, molecular function: cadherin binding. Bases 16 to 462 code for a protein of 148 amino acids. NCBI's taxonomy places the organism in Eukaryota, Metazoa, Arthropoda, Malacostraca, Decapoda, Palaemonidae. Gene Ontology annotation, biological process: cell-cell adhesion; cell-cell junction assembly. Gene Ontology annotation, cellular component: cytoplasm; adherens junction; plasma membrane.